GAAAAAGAAAUGGUUUCCUCUUAUCUAAGGUGGGAACCACUCCUGCUCCUUGCUGAAGUUACCUUGGCAAAUGACGUGUCGGUGACCUGGGACAGCUUCCCGUUGUCUUUGUCUCCAAUAUCUUUAGGGAAAAAUCGGCACAAACGCAGGAUCUUCCGUACAGGACGCUGCCCCUCCCAGUUCAGUGGAGCUUUCCUGAAGAAGCUCUGGAUGUCAGCUGUGUCAUGCUCAUGCGCUUGGUUCUCUUUCUUGCUUCCCUGCUGGCUCAGAGGACAGGAGGCGCCGGGAGCGGGAGGACCAGAUGUACCGAGAGCGGCUUCGGACCUUGCUGGUCAUCGCGGUUGUCAUGAGCCUUCUGAACGCCCUCAGCUCCAGCGGGGGCAGCAUUUCCUGGAACGACUUUGUCCACGAGAUGCUGGCGAAGGGCGAGGUGCAGCGCGUCCAGGUGGUGCCUGAGAGCGACGUGGUGGAAGUCUACCUGCACCCUGGAGCGGUGGUGUUUGGGCGGCCUCGGCUAGCCUUGAUGUACCGAAUGCAGGUUGCAAAUAUCGACAGGUUUGAAGAGAAGCUUCGAGCAGCUGAAGAUGAGCUGAAUAUCGAGGGCAAGGAUAGGAUUCCGGUUACCUACAAGCGAACGGGAUUCUUUGGAAAUGCCCUGUAUGCCCUGGGGAUGACAGCAGUGGGCCUGGCCAUCCUGUGGUACCUUUUCCGCCUGGCUGGAAUGACUGGAAGGGAAGGUGGAUUCAGUGCUUUUAAUCAGCUUAAAAUGGCUCGUUUCACGAUUGUGGAUGGGAAGAUGGGGAAAGGGGUCAGCUUCAAAGACGUAGCAGGAAUGCACGAAGCCAAGCUGGAAGUGCGAGAGUUCGUGGAUUAUCUGAAGGUGAGAGCCAGCGCUGACCAGGAGGGAGACGUGAGCAGACAGAUGGUCUGCCUUCUCUCCCGGAAGGCCUUUUGAGGGGAUCAGAGCCUUGGGACUCGGAAUUCCAUCGAUUACAUGUGGUGGAUUGGUGGUGGCCUCUACCCUGUCCCGUGGGGACACCAGGCAGGUGCUGGUGCCCGUUCAACCAGCAGCGCAAGCUCCGUGCACAGCGUUCAGCCAAGGGGAGGGGCCGAGGCCCAUGCUUGCUGUGCCGUUAGCCAUCCUGGAUUCCUGGCAGAGCUCUGUGCUUUUCCCAGAACCACGUAAACCCCAUACGGAGUUCAUGGCAGUGCAUGACCUGGCUUUCAUGUGCAUCACUUCAACAUCCUCUCUGAGGGUGUGGUGCAGUGGGUCAUGCCUGUAGUCCUGGCACCUCAGGAGGCU
This is a messenger RNA of Sapajus apella (tufted capuchin), 1303 nucleotides long. RefSeq names its product paraplegin-like. Gene Ontology annotation, biological process: mitochondrial protein processing; protein-containing complex assembly. The record is from RefSeq and is a predicted model, not a curated record. The coding region runs from base 302 to 955 and encodes 217 amino acids. Gene Ontology annotation, molecular function: zinc ion binding; ATP binding; ATP-dependent peptidase activity. Gene Ontology annotation, cellular component: m-AAA complex; membrane. The transcript has 4 exons. NCBI's taxonomy places the organism in Eukaryota, Metazoa, Chordata, Mammalia, Primates, Cebidae.